AUGAAAAUAAAUUAUUUUAUUUUUUAUUUUUUGUUGUAUUUUUUUUUUUUAAUUGACAAUGCGGAAAGUUAUUAUAUUAAAGAUAUCUCACUAGAAAGCGAAAACUAUAAACAGUUUGCAGGAGGUUCGAAUUGUUCUUUUGAAAUACAAUUUCUAUGUGUUAUUACUGAAGUUGGCGAAAAUUGUGACCAAUUAACAUUUUCAAAUGACCAAAUUAAGAGGAAAUGUUCACAAGAUUUAAAAAACGAUACAGCAGCAGUAUUCACUUGUCAAUUUGCAACUAUAGUUGGGACAAUGACAAAUACAAUUAAUGGAGUUUUUCCUUUAGAUCUUAAAUGCUAUAAUUUAGAUUUAGAUACUGUAGAAUUUAAAAAAAUAAAAACAUUUACCAAUGUUUUGAAACCUUUAAGUUUUACAUUAGUCCCGUUAUGUUAUUUUCAAUUGAUUUUCGAUAACCCAGAUAAAGUACCACUGGAUAGAAUAGUUGGAUCGUGUGUUGAUAUUUAUUGCAUUGUUAAUCACAAUGGAGGGAAUUUUUUUUCCGUUCAACUUGACCAACCUCCUUCAAGUGAUUUUGAUUUUUCGAAAUUAAAUAUUAAAAUUUCAGUCGGUGGAAAUUAUAAGAUUUUCGAUAUUGGGCCAGUAAGUGAAAAUGUAUAUGAUUUUAUUUAUGAUAUUAAAACAUACCCAGAUCAAAAGAAUUUAGAUGAUUUAAAUAUGAUGGGCUAUGAUGCUUUUGCAUUAAUAUCAUUUAAAUCAAACAAUACUAUUUUUAAAGCUCCAUUUUCAGUAGCUUUUGAAGGUGAAUCUAACGGGUUUUAUCAUCCUAUAUAUGGAAAUGAAAAUAGCACAGAAUAUAUAUUUCCAAUGGAAAUUUACAAUGCAAAAGCAGAUUAUGAAAUUUAUUACUUAAAUGGUUUUAAAUUUAAACAAUCAAAUACAACCAUCAUAACAAAUAUCUAUAAUUAUCCAAUUAGGUUUUUACCAAAAGGAGAAUUUGUUUUUAACAGUACAAAUAUUCCAGUGGGAUCACUCCUAAUUUCAGAUACUAGUCUUAAUUUGCAACCAUUAAAAAUUACUGUGGGUGACAUAUCAAGCAUUGUCAAUUAUCCCAUGGGUUACACACUUGGAAAAAAGGAUGGUUAUUCUUUUGAUUUUACUUUUUAUACUAGAGCAAUUUCAUAUGAUUCUUCACUAUCUGUUUCUCCCAUAAUCAAUGGGGCUAUAACGAAAUCCUCAAUCCCAAGAAUAGAGAGCUAUGACAAAUUAAAACUGCCAGAGGUUGGUAGUGUCGAAGCAAUUUUUUUAACCCAAGAUGUAUAUUUAUACAGGAUUAAAGCCAAUAUACCAUAUGGAUUUUCAUAUUUAAAACAAGAGAAUAUUUUUUUUGGUUAUGAAACAUUAGUAUCAGGUAACGAGGCUCAAGGCGAAUAUGAAAUUCCUCUACGUGCAUCAUUACUAUUACCAUUUUAUUUUUAUGAUAUUUAUGGUGGAUCGACAAUUUUUGAUAAUCAAUUUAUAUCGUUAAGUCCAGACUUUCACAUGUUUAUACAUCCUUUAAAUUUAAAAAUUAAUCUCUUUUCAAUAGAAAACAUAUCCUUUUUAUAUAAUGACAUUGAUGUUACAAAUCACAGACAUUAUAAUGUAUUGUACUUUAGUUUAAAUGGAGUCCCAAGAGAUUACAUUUUUUCUAUAAUUGUUGAAGAUUACUUGUAUAAUUCCAAUAUAGAAAAUGAACAAUCUCUUGAUAAAACUCAAAUGUUCCAUUCAACAUAUAAUUACACCAUUCAAAUGUUUCAAAUAGAGUUUUUUGUUGAUGCAAACACUCAAGUGGGUGAUUGGCCAUUCAUAUUUAAUACAGAAUACGUUACUUUACACAGCAAUGUUCUCGAUACUCAGCUAAGAGUUAAAAAAUCAAAUAUGGAUUUACAAGGUCCAGUAUUUAAAGAAAUUAAAAAAACUACAAAUAAUGAAAUCAAUAAUACAAAUAAGUUUGCCGAAAUUGGUUGGACUAUGGCUAUCGAAGACCCAAUUAAUGGCUUUAGAGAUGGUUUUGUAGUUAUCAAAGGUGAAAUAGAUCAAUCAAUAUACAACAUUUCAGUUUCAUUCAAUAAUGUUAAAAAUGGUGGAAAUAAAUUUUUAGGAGAAUAUGAUUUCAAAUUCAAUCUUACAUAUCCAUGUAUUUCUCAACAAUACAUAAUCAGUGAUGUUUUAUUAAUUGAUAGUGUAAAUAGAAAAUCUGAAUUUUCAAUACUUCCUUAUAAUCCAAUCUAUUCAGCAAUAUCAAACCCCUUUUUAUAUUUUUUAAAUGAUACAAAUAUAAAUAAGAUUCAAGUUCAAUGUUCCAAUCAUCCAUCUGCCUCAACUGAUACUACUACUCCAGUGUUAAAAUCAUUCAUCUCAUCAAAAACAACGAUUGAUGUCAGUGAAUUAGAUAGAAGUGUUACAUUUACGUUUGUUGCAGAAGAUUUAGAAAGUGGUCUAAAAGCAAAUCAAUAUCCAAUUGUUUAUCUUACAGAUACAACCUCCAGAUCUAUUGAAUGCAAAUCAAGUAUUAUCGAAAUUACUGAAACCAAUGCAACUUAUUCAUGUACAAUUCAAUUACCAGUUGGAUUUGGCUAUUCUUAUCCAAACAUUAUUCUUCUUUCAGUUUAUGGUUUUGUUAAUAACAAUGGUAUUUUUGGUGGUUUUUCAUCAAAUACUUUAAGCUUGAACCAUACAAGCUCAAUUACAGUAACCUUUUCAUCCGACCAACCUUUAAUAAUACAACAUCAAUUGAUAACUGAAAGAGGAGGCAAUUUAAUAUUAAAUGGUAGAAAGUUCAGUAUUGAUUCCGAAGCAUAUAUUACUUUUAAAGAUGGCUCAGUAUCUAAAAUUAAAACCGAUUUUAUCUCGAGUACAGUUGUUAAAGUUCCAAAUGUCAAAGCAACAAAAGACCAUUAUCAAAUAUAUAUUAAAUCAUCAAAUAUAAAUUCAAAUACAAUUACAGUUACACCAAUAGUUUACGACUAUUAUCUUCAUGGCGAUCCAGAACCAACAUUCCCACCAACAGUCACACCGGUACCAACCAAUAAACCACAACAAUGCAAAGGUAACCCAGCAUGUGGUGGUCCUACAAAUGGAAAAUGUAUCGAUAAUCAAGGAUGUGUUUGUUAUUCACCAUGGGUCGGUAUCGAUUGUCAAUCUCAAAUUGUAAUCGUUGAUCCACCAAUCUUUAAUAACGGAAGCAAUAACUCGACUUCACCAUCAAUCGAUAUUAUUGUUCCAGAUAAAAAUAAUACCAAUGGAAAUAAUAACACAACACCAAUAACCUAUCACUCUUUGAUUUCGAUUGUAUCACUUAGAGAAAUAAAUAUUCAAAAUGAAGUUGUAAACACAAUAACAUUCAAAGAUGAUUGGCUAUCAAAACAAAUUGAUGAUUCAACAAUACUUUUUUAUAAAGAGUUUACAAAAUCAACAACAGAUGCAACUACAAAUAUUACAGUAACUUUGAAAUGGUUCAAAAAUCAAACAACAAUUUCAUUUGCUCAAGAACAAUUAUUAAUGAACCCAUCAACACUUAAAUACACAAUCGAAAUAUCAAACUAUCCAUUCGAAAAAUCACUUAACCACUUAGAACUAAUAAUGUCAGCAUCAAUGCAAUCAAACACAACCGAUGAUAUUUGUUCUGCAAAAGAAUUUGGAGAAACUACAAAUGGUGAUAAUUCAAACUAUUUAAAGAUUCAAGUCGACAACUAUUCAUUAUAUGGUAGAUUUAUCAGAAGAGGUAUUAUCGAUUCAACAAUUAGAACAAUUUCGAAUAUUUUAUUAGAUAAAGAUAUGAAUCCAAUUACAUCAUCAAAAUCAUUACAAUCAUAUAUAGGUAUUCAAAUUCCAUACUAUAAAGAAUCAGCAAUUAUCGACCCUGAUUUUUCAAUUCUCAUCGAUUCAAACAAAGCAUCGUCAAUAUGUUCAAACAAAUCAAAAUUAAGUGGUGCAAAAUUAGCAGGUAUUAUAAUAGGUUGUAUUGCAUUUAUUGCUGUUAUUACCAUCUCCAUUAUAUAUCACACUUUAAAGAAAAGAAAUUCUGAAAAGUUUGAAAAAAAAUUUGGUCAAAAAAUGAAACAAAUGAACAAUUAA
Messenger RNA from Dictyostelium purpureum, 4119 nucleotides. RefSeq lists its product as uncharacterized. The record is from RefSeq and is a predicted model, not a curated record. Lineage: Eukaryota; Evosea; Eumycetozoa; Dictyosteliales; Dictyosteliaceae. Bases 1 to 4119 code for a protein of 1372 amino acids. Gene Ontology annotation, biological process: sexual reproduction. The transcript has 7 exons.